CUCCACCUCUAGUUGCGCGUCAUUUUAGAGCGUGAAUUUUCGUUCGAUUCGGUAAAAUAACGAAAAAAGCUAAUCAAUAAUAUAAGUGUUUUACAAAAACGAAAUUUUUCUAAAUGAUAUAAUGUGCUGACUGAAAGUGUAUAACUCCAAAACUACGCUGAACGACGAUUAAGAACUGAAAGCCGGCUCAGCGGGAGGUAAAUUUUGCAUACGCGUGAGAUGUGAGGAAAUGCCGCGCCGGCAGCAGCAGCAGCAGCCAUAUCGAUGUCGACAGCGUCAAAGUCAGCGUCAACCAGAAGCAGAAGCAGAAGCAGCAACAACUUUAUCUUUAACUACAACAACAACUAUAAUAUAUAAUACGAGAGCCAGCAUAAUUAAAUAAGUGUCAGCGGAUCGACUGAUCUGAUAAAUUAAGUGCAAAAAAGUGAACGCAGUGCGAAAAAGAGCGUCCGAAACAAUUAAUUAAUUAAUUCAUUUAAUCAAUUAAACAACAACAACAGCAACAGCAUCAAGCAAGCAGAGGAGGCGGGCGAAAGUUUACACACCAAGCACAUCCAAUAAACAAAAGUGAUUAAAUCGCGAGUUUUUGCGAUAACCAGAUACACAAGCGAACAUACAAAUAUAAAUAUACAUAUACAAACAUAUAUAUAAAUCAACUACUAAGAAACGUGCAGCAAAAAUGAAGCGACGUAAUGCGGAUUGUGGCAAAUUGCGGCGGCCAAUGAAACGGAACAAAAUCACAGAGGGCAUGUAUGGCAGCACAACUGUCUUAUACAUGAAAUUCCUAAUACUUUGGGCCAUUGUGAUGGUAGCCGACUUUAUGUUUAUGUUCCGAUUUGAAUUCUUAUGGCCAUUCUGGCUGCUCCUUCGCUCCGUGCACGAUUCCUUCAAGUACAAGGGACUGGCAUUUUCCGUUCUAUUUGUGUGUAUUGCAAUAACAUCGGAUCUGGUGUGUUUGUUCUUUAUACCAGUGCAUUGGCUGCUCUUUGCGGCCAGCACAUACGUCUGGGUGCAGUACGUCUGGCAUACAGAUAAGGGCAUCUGUUUGCCGACUAUAAUACUCUGGAUGUUGUUUGUCUACCUGGAGGUGGGCAUUCGAUGGAAAGACAGUCGCCAUAUGCCACACUUGGAUCUUUGCCGGCCAUUUGCCGCCCACUGCAUUGGCUAUCCGGUGGUUACGCUUGGCUUUGGCUUCAAGAGCUACGUGGGCUAUCGCAUGCGACAGCGGAAGCAACGUGAGGUGGCCAAGGAGAACGAGUUCUAUAUGCAGCUGCUGCAGCAAGCCUUGCCCGCCGAGGAGGCCACGGAGGAGGCUCAGUCAGCGGCACAGACAGCAGCGCCUGUCGUCACAUCGGCAGCCAGCGGUACAGUUGUUGUUGUGGCAAAUGGCACAAGUGGUGGGCCAGCAGCGCUGGCAGCCGCAUCGUCUGCAUCGCAGGCGGCAAAUGGUGUAUUGGCAACAGCGACGCAAGCACAAAACCAUCAUGAUCAUCAUCACAGCGGCGGCGCCGGCGCCGGCAGCAGCAGUAGCAACAAUAGUAAUCACCAACAUCAUCAUCAUCAUCACAAUCACAAUCACAAUAACAACAAUAAUAAUAACAACAAUAGUAGCAACAGUAGUAGCAGCCAACACAACAAGGAUGGCAACAGUAAUGGCGACAAUAGCACAACGACAACAGGCGCCACAUCAUCGUCAUCAGGAGCCGCCAGUGCGGCAGCUUCGUCAUCGUCGCCUGCAUCAUCCGUAUCAUCCACAAACACAUCAGGCUCAACGUCAGCCAAGCAAUCGAAUGCGACCAGCUUAGCAGCAGCAGCCACAACAGCAAAUGGACACGCUGGUGGCGGCUCAAGGAAUCAUCGUCGCAGCAUGGACAAGGAUAAGCAUCGCAAUAAAGGCGACACGGCCGACAAUGAGCACAACAACGGUAGCACGCGGCAUGCUGGCGGCAAGAAUAGUAGCAACAGCAGCAACAGUUAUCAUCAGGCGGAUGGAAAUUCGACCACAACAAGUAAUAACAGUAAGGAGAAGUCAGACUGGGAUAGUGGCAGCAAUGCCAACUAUCAACAACAACAACAACAGCAACAGGGGGCAAAGGACAAACAUGACAAAAAGGCGCACAACAAUGCUGUCAGCAAUGGCAACGUUCUGCAGUUCGAUACGGACGAAACGGCUCCGACCGUUGACGCAACGCCGCAAGUAGAGAAGGCGUCCAAAGGACGUCGUAAUCGCGGUAAGAAGGACAAUGCAGCCAAAGACAAUCAGAGCCAACAGCAGGCACAACAGCAGCAAAAGGAUAGCCCAGCAACUGCUGCUGGUAGCAACAGUAAUGGAAAUGCUGGCAACAAUAAUGAUACCAGCUCGGUGUCCUCGUCAGCUAGCUCCACAUCAAGCAAUGCCGCUGCCGCUGCCAUUUCACAGAUUGCCAGCAAAGUGGUAUCCAAGAUAUGCGAAACAUGUCUCAAGCUCGAGGCCGAUGUAAAGAAAUAUCGCGCCGAAAUAAGCCAUAUGAAGCAAAUUGAGAAUGAGUUGCGUCAGAAGCUUGAUGUCAACAUGACCAGCAAGUCCAGUUUGCAGGCCAAGCAAAAGGAGUGCGACGAGCUGGAAAAACGCAUUCAGGAGCUGAACAAUGCACGACAUGCCGAUAUGCUCAGCCUUCAGACUGUCGAGCGUCGCCUCAACGAAGAGCGGCGUCAGAAGCAAUCGCUAGACUCGCAAUUGGCCAACGAGAAGAAGGCACGCAAAGCGGCCGAGGAGAAGGCAGCGCGUCCCGAGUGUAGCUCGCAAUGCAAGCAACGGCGCCAGCAAAUUGAUGAGGAGCUCAAACGUGUGCGCAACGAUCUUAAACAGUGUGAGGAAGCCAAGCAGCUGGCUGUCGAACAUGGUCGCAAAUUCGAGCAGGAGUAUCGUAUGCUGGAAGCCAAGGUGCGCAAUCGAGAGACCACACAGGCAGAUGCUGAGAGGCUGAUGAAUGCACUGGCCAACAUACAGGAGAAGAACACCAUGCUGGAGAAGAAUUUAUCGGCAGAGACGAGAGUUAAGCUGGACUUGUUCUCGGCUCUGGGCGUGGCCAAGCGAAAACUCGAAAUAUCUGACAGUCAUCGUCGUUCCAAGGAGGAUGAGGUCAUUGAUCUCAAGGCAAAGAUAGCACAGUUGUUGGCUGUUAUGCCGGAUACAUUGUGCUUAAAUACCGGACCGCACGGUCCUGGCGGCAGCAUGCUGCGCAUGAACGAUACACCUCCGCUGCAACCAGGCGGACCGGGCCCGUCCUCGCCAAUGCUCAGCAUGAGCGCUGCUCAAGAGUAUCAACAGCAUCAGCAGCACCAACAACAUCAGCAGCAGCAGCAACAGCAACAUCCACAUCAGCAACACCAACCGCAUCCACAUCAGCAGCAACAGCAGCAGCAGCAACAACAACAGCAGCAACAGCAGCAGCAAGUUGUCCCAGUUUCCCAACAGCAACAGCAGCAACAAAUGGUGCCCGUGAGCGUGGCAGCUGCAUUGCAUGUGGCCGCUGCUAAUGUCGUUAAUGGUGGAAAUGGUCUCUCGACGCUGGAUCCCAAUGCUAGCGUUUAUACGCCGAAGGCUGGCAACAUGAUGGUGGUUACGCCGGUGGGCAUGAAUCCCAAUGGCGCGGAUGCCUGACGCCAGCAGCAACAUCAGCAUCAACAGCAGCAGCAGCAGCAACAACAACAGCAGCAGCAACAACAGCAGCAGCAUCAGUCGUCGGCGGUCUCCUCAUCGGCCGCCCCAUCCUCUCAUCAGCUAAUGAGACGACAAGUUUGAGAUUAUUAUACAUUAAAAAAGCAACAGCAAACUUCAAGAGCGACAGCAAACCGAUUGAUUUCGACUACAAUAGUCAGGAGACAGACGGAGCAUGGAGCAGAUAGCAGUUUGCAUAUGAUAUGAAUGAAUGUCCGUACUAAACAUAAGCAGUUUCCUUUUCAAUUAACAGUAUCACAUAGAAAACGAACACAAUUUUCCAAAUACCAACAACCAACUACCAAUUAACAAUAAUUCCCUUGAACACACAUUCAAAGUUGUGCAUUGCCAAUACUGAAACACUUAAAUAUUGAUAUAACUGAUUACUACAACUAGUUUGUUGAUGGCAUUCAAAUUCCGAACAUAUGCUCAAAUUGAUUUCAAAUAUGCCAUUAACUCGAAAGUCCCUUUAAUUGUGGUGGCUUAAAGCGUAAUCAUUCCACCAUAAUACAAAUAGUAAUCAACUUUAAUGCAAAACAACUUUCAACGAGGAAAUCUCAAUGUAUCCUUGGCAUUCAAUUGUCAACUAUUCGGUUCCACUUCCGCCUCCCAAUUAUAAAAAGAAAAAACGAAAAAAAAAACACAAACACAAAUGAAACACUUGGCAAAACACUUUCUGCGAGAUUUUGAUUUGAUUUCAUGAAAUUUUAAAAAUAAUAAGAAAAAAAUGCAAAAAAACAACCAAUGUGAAAAUUUUUGUAUUUAACUUAUGGAAAAAGAAUACAAUCUUUUUACUACUUAUUACUAUUAACAAAAAGCUGUGACAGAGAGAGAGAGAUAGAAAGUUGACCAACUUUAGUGAUGGCCUUUGAAUUUGGCGUAAAAUUAUGUUUGUUUAUUUUUUUGCUGCCAAAUUUUUGUGCUGCCUUCUUUCAAUGGAAUUUUUGAAGUCUGCGCCCUUGAUUUAUUAUCUCAUUAAAUUAUUUUUGUUAUAAACUUUAA
Molecule: messenger RNA, 4702 nt
Organism: Drosophila sulfurigaster albostrigata
Lineage: Eukaryota; Metazoa; Arthropoda; Insecta; Diptera; Drosophilidae
Product: macoilin
Biological process (GO): neuronal signal transduction; chemotaxis
Cellular component (GO): rough endoplasmic reticulum membrane; nuclear membrane
Molecular function (GO): microtubule binding
Source: RefSeq, a predicted model, not a curated record